Molecule: messenger RNA, 1305 nt
Organism: Aspergillus aculeatus ATCC 16872
Lineage: Eukaryota; Fungi; Ascomycota; Eurotiomycetes; Eurotiales; Aspergillaceae
Product: phosphotransferase family protein
Exons: 7
Coding region: 1-1305 (434 amino acids)
Source: RefSeq, a predicted model, not a curated record
AUGUAUUUUCACAACAUAAGUCUUGCAAGUUUGGAGAGAGUUAAGAAAGAAUGGAUAGCUCUGUGCUCAGCCUCCUCCCAGGGUAUCUGCCAACUUGCCAGCAAGUACCGCGGUCGCGACGAUUUUUUACUCCGCUCCAUGUACUGUGGAUUUCCCCUGCCGGGAAAGUCCGUGUUCUUGGAUGAAAAGGUUCAGAAUGAGGCCAUCCUGAUGAAAUUCAUCGCUGCAACGACGCGCAUCCCUGUCCUGCGCGUCAUUGCUCACGGUAGAGCAGAGCAGAAUCCUACCGGUCUCGGCCCUUUCAUUAUCAUGACCUGGGUAGAGGGCGCAAGGAUAGAGGAUGCACUGGAUCAAGACGUCGACCCGCAGACACUGAAGAUCCUGUAUGGAGAAAUGGCAGAGAUUCUGCUAGAGUUGUGGAGCCUGAAUUUCAGUCAUAUUGGCAGCCUUCGCAAGCAUCGCGGACAGGAGACACCAAUCACGACCAGAGUUAAAGGCAGACCGUUGACUCUCGAAGUGAACGAGUUAACUAGAACAUGUGGUUUGGAAGACUGCGCCCCGUCGAGAGUCUAUCACAGCUCGCUGGAGUACAUACAUUCUCUCCUGCGCCUGCAGGACACCCACCUGGACAGACAGCGGAACAGCAUCUACAUGCAAUCGACUCUUUUCUGUGAUGAUCUGUGUCCUGGGAAUGUGCUUGUCGAUGAGUCCCUUCACAUGACGGGCGUCAUCGACUGGGAGUUCUGUUAUGCUGCGCCUGCCCAGCUUGCAGGCAGUAUUCCAUGGUGGUUGCUUCUCGAGCGACCGCAGAACAUCCUUAACAGUCAGGGCCCCGAAGCGUUCUUUCGGUCUUUCUUGCCGCGAGCCAACUCCAGAGGGCUGGGCGUGGAGGAUGAUCGAUUAUCGGUGAGAAUGAGGCAAUCUAUCGACACCAAGAGCGCAUGGUUCUACCUCGCUUGCCGGUCACUGGAUGAGUACUGCUGGGGUAAGAGGUCGUCAGUCGCAGAACGGGUACGCUCCCUCACAACGAACAUUGGACUCCACAAGGACCGCGAGAACUUUGUACGGUCGAAAAAUGUGCAAUCACAGGAUUAUUAUGCCGAACUCGGUAAAGCGACCGACUGGCAGUUACGGGACCCGGUGCAGGAACGGCGGCAAUUAGCGGCCGCCAGUGCCCGUCCCGUCAAGCCUCUUAUUGACUGGGAUGCCACAACGUGCUCCAUGCUGGAGAGCAACUGGGAGGGUGGUUUAAUUGUGAGCUACUUAACUUGUAAGCAACUGAAGAAACGUAUUGGGGGCUGCUGA